CGGAUAUUUUUCCAUUGAACAAGAUGGCUGCCAAAGCAGCAAAAAAGUCUGGAGAAAUUAUUGGAAGAUUAAGGACAUAUAUUCCUGCAGGAAAGGCUUCUGCUUCUCCACCAUUAGGGCCACAGUUAGGACAGGUAAUAGUCUCCUAGUAGCAUGCUUUUGACUCUCCAUUGCUUAUUUAAGUUAUUUUUCAGGCAUGUACAUUGUACAGAUGUACUAUGUAUUAAACUAUGUUAAUGUACUUCAAAAUUUGUUGUUUUAAUAGAAAGGAGUCAAUAUUUCCCAGUUUUGUAAAGAGUUUAAUGACAAAACAAAAGACUUCAAGCCUGGUGUUCCCAUACCAACACGAAUAACUUUUAAGGUAGUGUAUUGUGUAUAUUGGGAAUAUAUAAAAGAAUUGGCUGAAUUGCAAGCCUGACGGCUGACUGAAAAGUUUGGAAACUAUGCAUGCUGUAAAGUGCACAUGAGUUUUGAAAAUUUAAUGCCAAUAUAUAGAAAACAUCAGAACUAUGUCCAGCCUGAACAAUUUGUUGCAUAAUCAAGACCGUCGGAAGCGGGGGGGGAGGGAAGGGGGGCAGGGGACUUGGACACACUUUGCCAAGAACUCUGUCAAGAGUGUGCUGCUACGUAAUAUUUGUUUAUACAAAGUGUCUUACACUCUUACUGUCAGCUAUUUAGUAAACUGCCGGCUAUAUAGUGACUAUAGUUAAAUAUAAAAACUUUUGUUUGCGCUAGCUUUCAGCGAGCUUGCCAUAAAGGCACUGCAUGUGGAAAGUGAAAUGCAGUCAAAACAGGUUGUGUUUGUUUGACUUGGAAUUUUUUUUCUUAAAAUUUUUUAAACUUUUUUUCCACAUUUUCUAACAGAUUAGGGUCAGAGAUUAGGGUUUGGGGUUGGGAUUGGUUUAUCUUAAAAAAAUUCAACUUUAACCCAUUGAGUUGCAUUGCACCCUGAUGCACCCUACUUUAGUAUUUUACUCUGUCUAACGCCAGACGAUUUUACUCGUCAAGGGGAGAGCGCUGGCGCUUAAUGGGUUAACUAUAGUCACGGAUAGAUACUAGGUUCUAUGAUGCUGGUAUCCACUUGGAUACUGACAAAAAUUUCAAGUUUCGAGCCCUGGAAUUUGCCAAUUGCUGACCUGAGACCAGUUGUUGAAAUCUCAAUCUAAUAGCGUUAACCCUUUGUUCGAAUUUAACCCACUGUUUUGGUUUGUGCAUUUCUGCACAUCAGUUUGUUGAAUAACAUUGGUAAAUAAAUAAAACUUAUUGAUCUAGACAAAAUUUCUUGAAAACUAUUUCUAAGUUUAUAUACAAGCUGUUGGAAAAUUUACUGAAAAUAUUCUGACAUUUUAUGCAUUUUAGGAUCAAGCCUAAGAGGUCUAAGAGUCCCAUUAAUUAAAGCAAGAUCGAUGUGCAUCACAAUUUAUCUCUGUAUAGUGCCAGUGAAUCACUGGCACUAUACAGAGAUAAAUUGUGUUGAUCUUAUGGUUCAACCCUUGGGUACUUCCACAAUAAAGCUGUUAAAUUUAUUGUUUGAUUUUUGUUCAGAAUAUAACUGUGUAUCACUGGCAGUGAUACACAGUUAUAUUCUGAACAAAAAUCAAACAAUAAAUUUAACAGCUUUAUUGUGGAAGUACCCAAGGGUUGAACCAUAAGAUCAAUUUUCGGGGGGGGGGGUGCUUGUUGAAUUAAACGACAGUAGCAUGGUUGAAAUAAAGAUUUUGAAAUAAAUAAGACUAAACACAAGGAUUCUGAACUAAAUUGCCCCCUUCUUUGCAGCCCGAAAAAUCUGUCAAUGGGUUGGACAGUGGUUUGUUCUUCACAUAGUACUUUAGCAUUAGCAGGGGAGUUUCACAACUUUUAAUAAUGAAAUGCCUGCCCAGUUUCCAAACCUUAAGCUCCUAAAGCAUUAUGGCAAACCAUCACAUUAGACCAUUCUGAUAUCUGAUCUAAAUUGAAUUCACAGGCAGACAGAAGUUAUACAUUUGAAACAACAAUGCCACCCGUCUCAUACUUCCUGAAGCAAGCUGCAGGCAUUGAGAAAGGAGCCUCUAAACCAGGUAUCUGAGAAUAUAUCCUUAUCAUUACAAUAUUAGUCAUUCCGAAGUUGAUGAGAGGACUGGGGACGAAUGUUAAAAAGUGCCCAAAUUAAGAAAUGAACCAAAUCACUUAAAAGACCACCUCAAAAUUAGUAAGUAUACAAAGUUUGAAGACGUUUACAUGAAUAUCCUUUGAAUAAUAGGCUUUCGAAAAUCGUGAUAUUUACUUUGAAAUGUAUUGUAAUUUUUGUUUUUGGGACGCGCGUCCCAAAAACAAUUUUUAAAUCAGUAAUUUCACAAUUUUCGAAAGCUUAUUAUUCAAAGGGUAUUCAUGUAAACGUCUUCAAACUUCGUAUACUUACUAAUUUUGAGGUGGUCUUUUUACCUAUUUGGUUCAUUUCUUAAUUUGGGCACUUUUUAACACUCAUCCCCAGUCCUCUCAUCAACUUCGGAAUGGCUAAUUAAGCAAUUAUAUUUAUGUAAUAAUCUGAUAAUCUUAGUUCAUUCUGCUAUUUCAUUGGUUAAAGCUGUGAUCUAUUAGACUAAUAAUUAGAGGACAGUCACAGAUGCAUGAAUGUCAGUAUUUCAGUGACAACAAUAUCUCUAAGCCAAUCACUUACAAUCUCUCAAAGUGCCAUAUGAACCAUGGCAUGCUUUAGUUUUUGUAUGGAUCUUAGAUCACAUCAAAAGGGGGACUGGAUUAAAACCUGUGUUUGUGUUAGUUUGUGGUAAUCUUUAACACAUGUGACAAAACAUAAGAUUUUCAAUUUUUUUUGCAUCCUUACACAAGCAUCAGGCCAAAAAAAAAUAUGUGGGUUUCCGGUUUCCCGACCCUACCAGUACCUAGCUUUUGGACGUCGAAAUCCCGACCCUAAACUUUUUUUAUUGUAUCAUGCUUGUAAGUGUUUCCACUUAGAGGAAAAAGUUUGUGGAAAAUUGAAAUUUGAGGCAAUAUUAGGGAAAUUUAUCUUUGGAUGUGGAAGCACUGACUAAACAAAAUGGCGUCCGUUUGUUCGGAAAAUUAAAAAAAAAGUUUAAAAAAAAAGUUUAAAAAAAAAGUUAAAAUCAACCUACCCUACCUAAGUUUUUAUAAGAAGAAACCGGAAACCCACAUAUUUUUUUUUUGGCCUCAUGGUCCAUGAUGGAAAAUGCCACCAAAAUUAGUUAUACCAAUAUUUGGGUGACGUCUGUGUCGACAGACACACCGGACGCGAUUCGACGACGCGAUUUUUCGAUUUUUACUGACCGAUAAGUGAUUCUAGUUUUGAUAUGAUUCUAGUUUAAAUUUUCCAAAUAUUUCGAAGCGCUAUAACAUUAGUUGAGUUAUUUGUUCUACAUAUCUUUUAAAAUUUGCUCUCAUUUUUAGUUUUUGAAAGUUAAUAAAACAACCAGUGAGACUGUGAGAGCAAAUUUUGAAUGAUAUGUAGACCAAAUAACUCAAACUGUUAUAGCGCUUCUAAAUAUUUGGAAAAUUUAAACUAGGAUCAAAGUUAUCAGUCAGUGAAAAUCGAAAAAUCGCGUCGCGUUGUCGAAUCGCAUCCGGUGUGUCUGGACCUUAACAGUUUCAUUUUGUUGGUUAAUAACAAAACGCCAUAUAUAUUUUUUAUAUUGGAGAAAUUUGAUACUUUAUACUCAUAAUUGUUUUCAUUUGAGUUCCUGUUGUGAGAUUAAGGUUGUAUAUAGUGAUUUGGGCUUUCCCUUUUGUGUCGUUUUUGUUCUAAUAAUAGUAUAUUCGUUGUUUUAUAUUAUGUUACAAAGUUUAAAUAAGUGUAGUGUAUAAAUAUAACGCUCCACUGACACUGAGUAUGUAAAUUAUUUCACUACAAGUUGAGGGCAUUUGCUUUGACAUUUCCGAAGUCUACGCAAAUAUCGUGUAAAAGUAAAAGUUCUCGAAUCUUGUACGAGUGGAUUUUAGUCUUUGUUUAUUUGUUCAUUCAUCAAAAUGGAGUUGAAAAUCGAGUUUUCUCCCUCCAAGGCUAAGUUAAAAGAAGUACUCCAUGCUGUAUGUGGGAUUCUAAAUAGUUCCAAAGAAGGCGGUGAAUUGAUUCUGUUCUCCGAAAGUUGUCCUUAUUCCAAGAAGAACGCCGACGAUAUUACGCGAAAAAUUGAACAGAAAUUGGAAACAACGUUCGGUCUUGAGGCAACGCGUGAAAUUAUUGAUAAAAUACCGCAAACAAACGAUGGGAAAGUAUUCGAACUACAUUAUCAAAUUAAGCCAACGACAAUGUUACCUUCAAAGCUGUACACAAUAAAUUACAAUCUGUAUUGCACAACUAACACACAAGUUCACCAUAUACCGUCGAGCGAGCCGUUAGAGCAUAUUGUGGAUGUUAUAAAAGGAGUACAAACACGAGAAGAAAAGUUCGUUUUCGGUGAGCAUCAGAAAACAUUUUCCUACGGUGCAGUAGUUGCUUUAGAAGAGAGCAAAGAAAUACAAUUAAAACUACUGGAUGAUAAAGUUACCGACAAAUGUAAUCUUGCAGACAGAAUGACGAAUGAAGGCAACAAACUGGUUUACUAUGUUUCAGCGUUUGCAAACGGCAGUGGGGGACAUAUUUAUUAUGGAAUAAAACUUAACGAGAGCGGUUCUUACGUCGCGUACGGCCAAACUGUUCAUGAUAAGGACAAAAUAAUUAAUAAAGUUAAGAGUACUAUAGAUAAAUUGUUUGUCUGGCCAGGCAUCAAAGAGUCCUUGAAGAAAGGUCAACAGUGGGAUAUCUAUUUUGAAAACGUCUUGAACACAGAAGAGGCUAAGUAUGUCAUUGUCAUUUCAGUCAACUCUCACGAUAGAGGGGUGUUUGUACGAGAACCAGAAAGCUAUAUCAUUGCUUAUGUCGAGCCCAAAGAUGCUGAGGAGGGGGUCGAGCCAGUGGUCCAAUCAGUGAAUCAGCCAGGGGUCCAGCAAAGAGUCGAAUCAGUGAUUCAGCCAGAGGUUCAACCAGGGGUCCAACCAGAGGUCCAACCAGCCCUCCAGCCAAGCCCAAGGGUCCAACCUGUGCUCCGGCCAGUGGUCCAGCCAAUGGGAUUGUGCGAGUGGAUCGUAAGGUUCCUUUUAACUAAUUACCGGAAUAUUUUUCCACAUGAAAAAUUUCCACGAAUCAUUGGCCGCUGCGAGUGGAGUUCACCUGAAGCAUUAACAAAGCACCUCAAUGUGCUUAAAAAGCUCGUAAUUCUCAGAAACGACGGACGUGGGGAAGAAUUUAACGCGUAUAAGAAUUCUAUAACAGAUUCUGACUCAAAUACCAAAUGUUUAAUUCAACAACAGGAAGCAGGCAAUUUCUUCAGAAAGAGACUUUUAAAUGAAGCUGAAGCUAAGCUGAAGGAAAAUGAGGAUCUUUUAAACGAAACACCGGGGAAAUGUGCUGAUGUUGGAAUCUACCAGAUCAGGCGGUUAUAUUGGGCGAGCGUUGUUAAACGGGCGCAAGGUAACUAUGCGAAAUGUCGGGAAUUAUGCGAAGAAGCUUUACAGGGGUCUCAGCAUCAACCCACUAUACUGGUCCUACCUUGGAUACAUUACAAUCAAGCUAAAAUGGUUGAGAUUGAUAUAGCUAAAGAAGAGGAUUCUGGUGAAGAACGUUGCUUAAGAACGACAGCCAUGGGGUGUUAUGAAAGUGCUCUUCGAAGCUCGUUUGCGCUUCAGGGUUUCCCAAAAAAUCUCGUGAUCGACUUGCAACAGCGCGUACUUAUCGCUAUGGCUAGACUUUUGUUGGGGGCUAUCUAUGAUGGAGAACACGUUGUACAUAAAGCGUGCUUGCCGUGUGACAUAACACACGCUGAUUAUUUGUUGGAUGUGGUGGAUGGUUCUGUCGUGAAACAAGGCUGGCCUAUGACGAAAUUAAGCAAAGCUGAAUACCUAUUGGUGCGUGCGGAACGAUAUUACAAUAGUUGGAUAGAAUUUUCCAAACCACAGUUCAUCAAGAAAGCCCUCCAACAAUCUGAAAAGGCUCGUAAAAGUGCUGACUCGAGAAACUUCAAAGAUGUCUGUAAUUUUGCUAAAGAACAAAUUGAAAUAUUUAAGAAGUUCGACGAUUCUAAACAAGAACAGUAGACGCCUACUCCUGCAAGCUCUGAUGACUGAAGCCUCCGUAUUUGCAAUUUUCGACAGCAAAAGGAAGUUGCCGCCGAUAGUAUUUCCGUGCUAUGUACUUAUUCUGCACAAACAGCAUUCUUUAUAUGAAAUACAAGUUCCUGAAAAAUAUAAGCGGUUCUAAACUUCGACGUUUCGGGUUUUCAAGUUGUAUUUCGUAUACACUAUAGUCUGCGUAGCAGGCGGUAUAUAUUUCCUAUGAAGAUUCCUGUUUGUUCUCAUCACUACCCACGCUGGCACAGACAGUUUGAGACUUAUUCUGUACGUCGCGCGUAACUGCAGGGACGAGAUUGAAACCAGACAGCAAUAUUGAACAACAAUAACUAGUAUGGCUCCGUAUAUGUAUUGAUUGUAUUCCUUAUGGAAUGUCAAUGUUAACUGCUUGAACUAGAAUAUUGGUAGUUGCAUCCAUAAGGAAGACAUUUUGUUGUUGAACACUGCCUGCACUGGUCCACAACCAAGAAAUAAUAGUAGAACUUGUGCAAUAAAUUUACUAGGAGUGAUAUUUAUAUUAGUCUGUCCAAUUUUCCUUCCUUGCAGGGCCGUACGCAGCGGGGGGGGGGGAGUUUAAUUGAGCAAUUUAACCGAGAAUGAUUGAGCCAAAUGGCGGUUAUAAUCUUGUGAAUCAGAAAGGCAUAUAGCACUACGAGUGGAUUUGACAGGCACUAAAUUUCUAUGUUUUUUCCGGAGUUCAGAGUGAUUUGCUAGACAGAUUUCUGUUGAUGUUCUGUUCUUUAUUUUAAAUUUAUUUAUUUCGGUUUGAUACUCUUGUUAUAGGCUGUCAAUAUGGCUAAAUCAAUAUAGUUUACAAUUUACAUAUGCUAUUUUGCGUAACAUAAACUCUCAAAAUGUUUAUUUUAAUAAUGUAAUUAAUGAGGCCAACAUGUAUUUUGAAAACCGAUAUAAUUGUCUUCUGGGGCCGGUUGUAUACGAAAGCCGGAUAGGGUUUUUCAGGCUUUCUUAAAUUUUCUGUUGACUGGUAUAGCUGCGAGCAGGCUAGUAUAACCCACAUUUAAAUUUAGUGUAUAAAAACUCAAGAAAAGUGAAACCAAGAUGGCGCCCAUUGACUUCCAAUAGCUCUGAAGGGCGUGAACAAAUGGGAAACAUUAUCUUCUAAUCGUAUAAAGCACAAGGCAAUCUUAAUAUACAAAACUAUUAACAAAUAUACACCAGUCUAUUUACAAGAGAUGCUUUGUUUUCUCCCAGUGAGUGUGUUUAUAACCUGAAAUGGUAAACUCUAUAUCUCAAAACAAUGCACGCACAGAUUAUUUGAAACGCUCCUUUAGUUACCGUGGAGCUUUUUAUUGUUUUCUAACGGAUCGUAUCGCUAAUCAAGUUAUCAGUUCAUAAAACCAUAGUGUUAUUUUUUAAAUCGAUGUCAAAAUAGGAAAUUUUGGCACACUCUCCAGUCCCUUUCUAUUAUUUUUGUCUGCGCAGUUAACACGAAGAUGACUUCACUUUUUGGACCCAUGUUCUUGCUCCAGAUAUAUAUGGAGCUCUCACCAGUUCGAUAUAUCCAUCGGGUUUUCCCCUUUGUCGUACUUUUUUUUACAAAAUGUACGUAUAAACACUGAGCAUGUAUUAAAAUUCAAGACCAGGUGAGCCUUGCUUUGACAUUACUGCAGCCUAUGGAAAUAUCAUGUGAAAGUAAGAGUCCUUGUAAGAGUGUGUCUACUGUCUGGAAGUAGUUUUUGUUCAUCUCAAUGGAGUUGAAGAUCAAGUUUUGUCCCUCGAAGAUCAACGACAAGACAGACAAGGCAGACAAAGCAGACAAGGCGGCAAAGCCAAAAAUACUCGAAGCUCUGUGCGCAAUUCUAAAUAGUUCCAAAGAAGGCGGUAAGUUGAUUGUGUUCUCCGAAAAUUGUCCUUAUUCUAAGAAAAGUGCGGACGUAAUUUCACGGAAAAUUGAACAGAAAUUGAAAACAUUUGGUGUAGUUCUAACGCGUGAAAUUAUUGAUAAACUACCGCAAACAAACGAUGGAGAAGUAUUCGAAAUACAUUAUCGAAUUAAGCCAACGACAAUGUUACCUUCAAAGCUGUACACAGUAAAUUGCAAUCUGUAUUACACAACUAUCACAGAAGUUACUCAUAUACCGUCGAGCGAGCCGUUCGAGCAUAUAGUGGAUGUUAUCAAAGGAGAACAAACACGAGAAAAAAAGUUCGUUCUUGGUGAGCAUCAGAAAACAUUUUCCUACGGUGCAGUAGUUGCUUUAGAAGAGGGCAAAGAAUUACAAUUAAAACUAGUAAAGGAUAAAGUUACCGACAAAUGUAGUACUAGUCUUGCAGACAGAAUGACAAGUGAUAGCAACAAACUGGUUUGCUAUGUUUCAGCGUUCGCAAAUGGCAGUGGGGGACAUAUUUAUUUCGGAAUAGAACUUAACGAAAGCGGUUCCUACGUCGCGUACGGCCAAACUGUUCAUGACAAGGAGAAAAUAAUUGAUAAAGUGAAGAGAACUAUAGAUAAACUGUUUGUCUGGCCAGGCAUCAAAGGAUCUUUGAACAAAGGUCAACAUUGGGAUAUCUAUUUUGAAAAGGUCUCGAACACAGAAAAGGCUAAGUAUGUCAUUGUCAUUUCAGUAAAUUCUCACGAUAGAGCGGUGUUUGCACGAGAACCAGAAAGUUAUGUUGUUGAUGCCAGUGGAGUAGUCCAGCGAAUGCAAUUCUGCGAGUGGGCCAUAAGGUUCCUUUUAGCUGAUUACCGGAAUAUUUUCUUGCGCGAAUUGUUUCCACGAAUCAUUGGCCGCUGCGAGUGGAGUUCACCAGAAGCGUUAAAAAAGCACCUUGAUGUCCUUAACAUUCUAGUAAUUCUCCGAAACGACGGCCGUCGGAAGGAAUUCAACGCGUACAGGGAUGAAUUACUAGCAAGUUCUGAUGGAAAUACCAGAUGUUUACUUCAGCAACAAGAAAUAGCCAGACUAUUCAGAAAGAGGCUUUUAGAUGAAGCCGAGGCUAAAUUGAAAGAAAAUGAGGAUUUUUUAAACGAAACACCUGCAGAAUGUGCUGAUGUUGGAAUCUACCAGACCAGGCGGUUAUACUGGACGAGCGUUGUUAAACGGGCGCAAGGUGACUAUGCGAAAUGUUGCGAAUUAUGCGAAGAAGCUUUACAGGAGUCUCAUCUUCAACCAACUGGACUGGCCCUACCUUGGCUACAUUACAAUCAAGCUAAAAUGGUUGAGAUUGAUAUAGCUAAAGAAGAAGGUGCUAGCAAGGAACGUAACUUAAGAACGACAGCCAUGGGGUAUUAUGAAAGUGCUCUUCGAAGCUCGGUUGCGCUUCAGGAUUUCCCGGAAGAGCUCGUGGUCGGUGUACAACAGCGUGUACUUAUCGCCAUGGCUAGACUUUUGUUGGGAGCUUUCUAUAAUGGAAAACAUGUUGUACAUAAAGCGUGUUUGCCGUGUGACAUUAAACACGCUGACUAUUUGCUGGAAGUGGUGAAAAAUUCUGUCGAUGUACAAGGCUUGCCUAUGACAAGUUUAAGCAAAGCUGAGUACCAAUUGGUACGCGCUGAACAAUAUUACAAUAGGUGGAAAGAAUCUUCCAAACCAGUGUUCAUCAAGGGAGCUCUCAAACAAUGCGCGAAGGCUCUUGAACGUGCUGAAACAGGAAACUUCAAAGGUGUCAGUGAUUUUGCUAAAGGGCUGAUUAAAAUACUUGAGAAGCUAUAGGUGAUCACAGGCAAGGUAAAUAGACGCCCAUUCCUGCAAGUUCUGAAGCCCCAGUAUUUGCAAUUUUCGACAGCAAAAGGAAGUUGCUGCCGAUAGUAUUUCCGUGUUAUGUACUUGUUCUAUACAAACAGCAUUCCUUAUUGCCAUUUUAGGAAUUACAAGUCUGAAAAAUAUAAGCGGAACUCCGACGUUUCGCGUGUUUUCACUUUUCAGGUAGUUGUAUUUCCUGUUUGCGAAGAUCAUGAAAAACAAAGUGCUUGAGGUGGGAGACAAGCCCGUAGCUGGCUCUCGAUUUCUGGGGGGGGGGGCACUCACUGCACAAAGAAUGUAACCGACCUUUUAGAUGAACAAAUUUUUUUCCGGAAAUUAUUUUGGCGACCUCCCCCCCCCGCCCCCCCGUCGCCAAAAAAAUUUCGGUCAGUGUACCAUUUUAGGGGUCAAAUAUUUUUUCCGGACAAACCAAUUUUUCCGGACACACCAAAUCUUUCCGAAACCUGCCAAAAUUUUUCAAAAAUCACACAAUUUUCCACAAAAUUUACAGAAUUUUUUCCAUUUUUACAAUUGGUUCCCAAGCCCUUUAUCUCAAUUUUUCAUACCCGAUUUCCGAGUGGGGGGGCACUGCCCCACCGAGUGAGGGGGCAUUGCCCCCCCCAGCCCCCCCCCCCCAGCUACGGGCCUGGUGGGAGAGCGAUAUCUUAGCAGUAUAAAUAUUUGCUUACAUCUUGCGAAUGAGAUAUAUGACAAGAAAUAGGGAUUUUAAUGAAUAAUUGUACUGUUUUUACUGCUCAUUUAUAUAUUGCAUUUAUAUUAGCUCCAAUGACCUUGAGAUGUCACCUGAUAUUUCGCAAGUGAAUGUAUAUAUGGGCGACUGCCCCACUGAGAAAAUUUAACUUACUAACUUUACAAUGCUAUUAUAAAUGACGAAGCAAAAUGGCGCUUAUAAUCUUGUGAAUCAGAAUGUAUGAUUCCUUAUGGGAUGGCCACGAGCAUGGAUCUAACCGAUAUGACUUUGAAUGCAUUGACUUUGAGUACUUUUUCAGCAUCAUGGGUAUUACUGCCCCCUCCCCUCCCGGUGAAGAAAUCCUGCGUAUUGUCCUCUGACUUCGUUAUGUCGUACUAACACCAUCGUUAGGUUCUUAUGCUAGUUAGUUAUGGUUGGCAAAUAAUAAUAGUAAACUUGCAUCCAAAAUGCAAGUUAAUCUCUACAAUAAGUGAAGAAGAGACUCAGCUAAGAUAAAUAAAAUUGUUUGCCUAACUAUUUGUUCAUUCCAAACGCCAUGUUCUUUGGUUUCCAUGCUAACUUAUUUCCAUCGCUAUCAUAAGGAAUGAUAUUCAUGUUGCUCUGUCCAACUCGUUUUCCUUCCUUGUGCCUUGCUUCAGCAGUCUUGAGUCUUGAUUGAACCACCAUAUCUGUUUCCUCCCUGGUUAUCUCCACCACAGCUGCUUCGGCUGUCAGUACAGCUUGUUGAGCAUUCUUAACAGUUUCCGCUGCCUGGUCUAGCGCUUCUUUGCUCAUUUCUGCUGCACGCUUCGCACGUCGUAAUUCUUUGAUCCUUUUGAACAAAUAAAAAAUAUUAGGUAUAUGGAAUAGUUAGUGUUAAGUAUGGUUUACACUGUCAAAGUUUCUGUGAUCACAGUAGGAAUUUUGCAUAGGUAAAUUGGAUUUAUAAGAAAUGUUUAAGGAAACUGACUUAGUGCGCUGAACACUGAGUCAGUUGCUCAAACAUUUCUUACAAAUCCUUCAAAACUUAUAAUUUACCUAUGCAAAAUUCCUACUGUAAUCACAGAAACUGUGAUAGUGUAAACCUGCCUUUAAAGUUCGUAUAACUGACGUGCCUAUAGUUGUCAUUAUUAUGAUGCAAGCACAUAGGAUAGAUAGACCUAAUUGGCUAACUUUAUUCUCGUCCCCGCCUAAUUCAGAUUUUCAGAUACCUCGCAUGCUUAGUUACCACUGUUCUGAAAGUUUAAGCACAGAAUGAAACAAAGAUAACCAUGUGACUGAAUUGAGUUGCAUUUGGCAUAAACAUGGAUGGCACAGUAUCACCUUUCAGUACGAAAGGCAUUUUGUUCAAUCCAUUAAACCGCAAUGCGCCUCAUAGGAUCGCUCUGUACCUAUUCUUUCAAAUGCUAGACACGUCCUGAGUGGAAGACGAUUUAAAUCGUCAAAGGAGACCAUUUCAAAAGUUAAUGGGGUUAGAUUGAUUUGAAACGGAAUUUCACUUUAUAAGCAGUUAAAGCCAACUUGAAUGUAACCGAGAAUGUAAAAGUUUGUUUUUUUAAAUUGCUGUUUACCUGUCCGGCUGUUGCGACUGUUCCGCCUUCUUCAACUUUUCCAUUAUUUCAGCGUGGACUUUCUUUGCCUUUUUCCAUUCAGUAUUCCCCUCAGCGCAGACUGCUGUUGCCUUUUCUCGGGCGAUAACCGCCUUUUCCGAAUCAUCACCAAAUGUUUUUAACAGAAACACCCCGCACUUGUCACCCUGGAGCUUGGCAAGGAUAAGUCUAGCAUCGACCAGGUGCAUUCCCUUGAGUCUUAGCGGGUCGUAUGACGUCAUACUGCGCACAUGAUCUGCGCAUCUCUUCAUCAUAUCACCAUGACCACCAGUGUCCUCGAUCCAGGCCCUUCGGAUGCCGUUCUCUGCCUUGCCUACAAACACCUGCACAAAAAGAUUAACCAGCAGUUCAAGAUAGCAGUUGAAGAUAUAAAAUGAUGAUUGGUCUAAAAAUAAAGCAUCUAUUAAACAAGUUUUUUCCGUCCUACGUUUUUAUUAUAACUUUAUCCAGCUAGUCGUAGGAUAAGAAUUUUAUGCAGUCCUGGGUCUUGAUCAAAACUUUACCCAGAAUCCCAGGACUUUAUCAAAUUUAUCAAACAUGAUUAAAACUUUUUCUACUCCUAGUAGAUUAAAAAAUUUUCUAGUCCUAGGAGCUAGAGUUGAUCAAAACUUUUUCCAGUACUAGAAAUUCAAAUGUUGAGAUGAAGAUAUGCAAACCUGUGUAUGACCAAUGUCCUUCAAUUGUGAAUUCGGGCCAAUCUGAAAAUCAUCAUUCACUACCACCCAGUAGAGCGCUGGCUUAUCUAAAGCCUUUUCCAAAUUCGUCUUGUCGUUUCUACUCUGAUCACCCUCAUUAUCCCCUCGCAUCUCGUCCGCAUUCUCUAGGAUAUAAUUCCGUAUUGGCUCAUGAAUCCAUUUGAAAUCCUCGUUACUCCUAACUAUCUCGACUUCCCCGCCCUUCGCUUGCCAAGUUUUCCAACCUUCGGUGGUUUUGACAUAGACCAGAGGGCAUAGUUGCUCUUCACUUAGCUCUAAUUCACUCGGGCUUCGCUUUAAGCUUUCAUGAUAUAAUUCCACCUUCACCUGCGCCUUUUUAGGCUUGUAUUUUAAGUGUUUCAAGCUGCCUUGGGCUUCACAGAAUUCGUAAUAAGUAAAACUAGAAGGAAAGCCUGUUUCGGUAGCCCAUCGGAAACCAAACUGAUUCUUUAUAAGAUUUUUCACUAACCAAAGUGGGGCACUUCUCUUCAGAUGUUUUGCUAAAUCCAGUGGCGAGCUUGCCAUAGAUAAGGUCUCCUCCCAACCUAUAUAACACAAGACACAACAAAAUGAUUUAUUUGUACUCUUAUACCUGCAUGUUUUUACAAACCUGUUGAAGACUACAGUCAGGUAUCUUUGUUAUACGAACUGUCUGGAAUAGACGAAAAGCUUUUGUACCCUAUUUAAAGGCUGGUCUAUACACUGUCAAAAUUUUUGUGACCACAGUAGGAAUUUUGCAUGGUAAAUUCUAAGUUUUGAAGGAUUUGUCAGAAAUGUUUGAGAGAACUAACUUGUUGUUUUCUUGUUGGUAACUAGUCAGUUUCCUCACAUUCCUUACAAAUCUUUCAAAACAUAGAAUUUACCUAUGCAAAAUUCCUAUUGCAUGUGAUCACAGAAACUUUGAUAGUGUAAAACACCAGGGAAUGUACAAAGUAAUAUUUCUUUGAGGUCGUGUGGACAGACACAUAAUGCGAUUUCCAAAACAAUGAAAAGACAAUGGAACAUUCAGAUCACUGAAUCGUGACUGAUAUAAUUCUUAUACUAAAUGGUUUUAGUUUUCUGCAAUUUUAUUGGAGGUAACUACAAUUCGGGUCAGUUGUUCAAAUAUUAGUUUUAUUUUGUGAAGUUUCAGCGUGCAGAAACACACAAACCAAAACAGUUGUUACAUCCUAAUCCAGGGUCAGCGCUAAUCACGCUUCGAACAACAGGCCUCUAGGGCCCUGCCCCAGAACAUUAAUGCAUACCAACCUUUACUGAAAUAAUCAUCUAAACAUUUCCCAUCGUUCAUUUCGAGUAGUCCUUCCAACUUUUUUCCAAGCGUUAAAACAAUUUUGUCCGAUUCAUCAUCAUCGUCAUUAUCAUCACCAUCACCAUCGUGGUCAUCGGCUUCUUCUUGUUCGAGGUCUAGUUUAGUUGUCAUUGUGUUGUUAAUUGCGACUUUAAGUAUCUUAAUGACAUGUUCCGGGUUUAUUUCUUCUUCGGGAAAGUAAUCGUAGCCGAUGUUUCUGAGUUGUCCUGCAAUUUCAUGCUUGUAUGCUUCGUUUUCUUGUGCCUGCUUCGUUAUAUCUGCCACAUUUUUUAACAUAUUCUGAACUAGGUCUUCAGGUAUAGACUCAUUCCCUUGCUCAGUCUGUUCAUCCAUGUUAUUCUCUUCCAUCCUUUAGUGUUUUUUCUCGUUUAGUUCAUGAUUUCCUUGCUUUAGCAAACAAAGAAGUCUAUGCAAAAGCAUCAAUAAUAUUAAACUCUGGUCUUAAACGAGUAAUUACAAGGAAUUAGGUUCGGGCUUAGUUUUAGGAUGCUAAACUGAAGUUCGCAUUGCCACCCGUUACGAUUUGAUUAGCAGCCAAAACAACGCCAUUUACUGACGCUUAUAAUGUCUUCUAUUACUUGAAUGUUUGUAUAUACAUAAAGUACAUAAUGAAACAAAAAUGUGCCUUAAGGCCGAUUUACAUCACACAACUUUAGUAACUUUUUCCUACGUUGGCGUUAGUCGUAGGUGUGUUGUGUGCUUGAUUUACACAGUACAAUUUCUCAUAUUUUUGAGUAAAGUUUUUCAGUCAAAAUAGUCGGGGAUUUUUUGCAAUGGGGAUGAUUUUUACUGAACUUUUAAGGCUCGUUUACAUUUUGUGCUGUGAUUUUCUCCUGAUGUAUGUGAACGAGUGGAUGAUUUAUGAAUGUUCAUAUGAGGGUACAUAUACUCGGGACAUUCGUAACUUCUUCACUCGUUCACAUACAUCAGAAGAAGAAAAUCGCACCAGAAAUCGCAGCAAAAAUUGCAAGUGUAAAGUUGUUAGUGCAUAUGUCAUGAUUUGUGUAAUUUAUUGUUUGUAAUCAUUGGUAUAUUUUAUGAAGAAAUGCAAUAUAUCUUUAAAAGAAAAUAUUCCAUCUUCACAGGAUUAUCAGGCCUCAAAGUUACCGGAUAUGACAUCAAACCGGGAAUUGCAAAUUAGAUUUCUUUUGUUUCUAGCGUACAAAAUUCCCGAAUUCCCGUACAAAAAUCCCAAAUCAUGACAUAGGCACUUAUAUUUAAAGAGAUUUGAUCAAAUAUUGAUAAGGCCAAAAAAAAAAUAUGUGGGUUUCCGGUUUCUUCUUAUAAAAACUUAGGUAGGGUAGGUCAACACCGCGGAAAAACGUCUGCGCAUGCACCAAAUUAUGAAAAUAUGGCGGGGAAUUUGAAUAUUAAUUUCUAAAACAAAAACAUGCUUAUUAUUGGUCAAGAAUUAGUAAAACAAACGGGAAAAUAUAGCAAAUGGGUAGACUAUACAUUAAUUGAAAGCGUCCUGGCAUGUAAAGUAUGGAAUGAAAUAUAAUUCAUUUAAAAAAAUGUUGAUUUUAACGGACACGACUUCGAAAAUUUUUGCAAAAUUAUUCAAAACAAAAAUUCAAACUAAAAAGUUAAGAAAACUCUCGAAAAGUUAAGCUUCUUAACCCACUCAAAUUGUAGAAUAAGUCCUAAAGUUUAAUUAUUGUGAACACGCAAAUUUUUUAUAUUUGGCGACACAGUUUUUUUUAAAGAAAUGUAUCUCAAACGAAAAUUCGGAAAUUGUCGUUGCUUAGUUGAUAAACAAAAUGUUUCAGACGAUAAAUUUGUCAACAAUCACCUUUAGUUCAUGUUCUUGUACAAUACAAUCUCUUGAACCUUCUGGCUGUAUUUAUUCCUAGUUUUUAGAAUGACAUGUUUAUUUUUGCGCUCGAAAUCUGGCUGUAAAGACGCACAAUGAAGUCACUCCUUUUUCCCGCCAUUUUGAGCCUUCGGAAACGUUCUGAACAGCUUCUCAUCAAGUUCGCAAUACUAUUACAGGUAAGGUUGACGCAUGCGCAGACGUUUUUCCGCGGUGUUGGGUAGGUCAGUUUUAACUUUUUUUUUUAAACUUUUUUUUUAAUUUUCCGAAUAAGCGGACGCCAUUUUGUUUAGUCAGUGCUUCCACAUCCAAAGAUAAAUUUCCCUAAUCUUGCCUCAAAUUUCAAUUUUCCACAAACUUUUUCCUCUAAGUGGAAACACUUACAAGCAUGAUCCAAUAAAAAAGUUUAGGGUCGGGAUUUCGACGUCCAAAAGCUAGGUAGGGUCGGGAAACCGGAAACCCACAUAUUUUUUUUUUGGCCUAAAGUAAGGUUAGAGUAGGUUUUCACCUGUAGUAAAAUUGGGUAGAUAGAGUGAUCCAGUAUAAAUAAAGUCAGUUUAGGUUAGGUUUAGAGAUUCAGUUACCUACCUGAAAAAUACAAGCAGAACUUCGAUGUUGAAGGCCCUUCGACGGGAAUUUAGCAAUCACGUUCCUAGAGCAUGCCCGUUCGCAGGGUAGGGUUGAGCAUAACCCUAACCUGCGAACGGGCAUGCUCCGGGAACGACGAAGGAGGCGAUGGGACAAAAGGGCGUUCGCUCGAAACGUCGAAGUUCUGCUUGUAUAUUUCAGGGAGUUGUAUCUCUUUCAAUCCGCACCCCUCUGAGGAGAUCAGUUUGGUGGCCUACGGGCUAAAACUAAAACAGUCCUUAAUAUGAACUUUCUAAUAUAGGACGCGAGAUAGCUGGCUUAGUCACGUUCAAACACAUCUACGAAAUUGCGAAAGUCAAGAAAACAGACAAAGUAUUUCAAAAUGCCUCGUUAGAGACUGUAUGUAAAUCUAUCAUCGGCUCAGCAAGAAGUAUGGGAAUACAGGUGAUAGAUGGAAGAACAGUGGACGAUUCUGGCUAAACUGAUACUGUAUAGGACAAUGUAAGGUAAAAGUUAUGGAUAACUAUGGAUAUCAGUUUUUAUGAAGAACGGAUGGUAUGGGGGUAAUAUGGAAUAACAGUUACGGAUUGAAUGGGAUAAUGUUGGAUAACAGUUGUUAUAAAGUACUGUGGAGGGGGAUAAUCGUUGACAACGGUGGUGGUCAUGCAAUGUUACAUCG
This is a messenger RNA of Paramuricea clavata, 17203 nucleotides long. The record is from the annotation of a GenBank genome assembly. Lineage: Eukaryota; Metazoa; Cnidaria; Anthozoa; Malacalcyonacea; Plexauridae.